UGUCACAUCGAUUUUCAAAAGUUUGAAUGUUUUGGAGGGAAUUGGAAAAUGUGGAUUGUGUAUUUUUAUUGGGAAAUGUUGAUUAUACGUUAAAGAUAUUCCUUGUAGUAUCUAAGUUAAACUUGCUACUAAUUUCACAGAUGUUGUCAUGUUUUAAAAAAUUGUAACAGUUAAUUAAACAUAAUGAACUCAUUACAAUCUCUGGAGGAGCACAUUAAAACAAAUAUUAAUUUUAGUAAAUUUAUAAUUAAUUCUGAAGUGCCCGAAAUUUGUAAAUCCCAGCCAUGUAUGCUUGGAGUUGAUGAGGCAGGUCGUGGUCCGGUUUUAGGUCCAAUGGUAUAUGGUGUUGCUUACUGUCCAUUAAGCCAAAAGGAUGUACUGCAAUCCCUUGGGUGUGCUGAUUCAAAAGCUUUGACGGAAGAAAAACGUGAUGACAUUUUACUGAAAAUGCUUACAGACGAAAAUGCGUGCAAUAAUGUAGGAUGGAUUGCUGAAGUCAUAUCACCUAACUACAUCUCCAAUUCAAUGUAUAGAAGGGCCAAACACUCCUUGAACGAGGUUUCAAUGGAUUCAGCAAUAAGUUUAAUCAAAAAUGUCAUUGAACAAGGAGCCAAUAUUGCAGAGAUUUAUGUGGACACUGUUGGACCACCGGAGAAGUACCAGGCAAAGCUGAGCGAUAUCUUUCCUGAUAUAAAAAUUACUGUAGCGAAAAAAGCUGAUUCAAUCUAUCCUAUAGUAUCAGCAGCCAGUAUAGUGGCAAAGGUGACCAGGGACCAUGCUCUCAAAGUAUGGCAGUUCAAGGAGGAUAUACAAAUGGAUCACACUCAGUUUGGCAGCGGAUAUCCAGGAGAUCCGCUAACAAAGAAAUUCAUACGAGAACAAAUAGACAAUGUGUUCGGAUACCCAUUACUCGUAAGAUUCAGUUGGUCCACAGCAGAAUUGAUGCUCCAAGAGAAGGCUGCCAAAUGCACUUUCGAAGAAAUUGACGAGGACGGUAAGAAGAAACCAAGCACUAAAUCCAUAAGCAUGUUCUUCUCUCCCAAAAACGAGAAGAAAAGAAAGAGGCACAAGUUCUUUGAGGAGAGACAUUUAACUGUGGACAAUGCUUUUGAGUAGUACAAUUUGAUGCAAACUUUAUGUCGUCGCUGAAGUAAGCUGCGAGUGUAGCUUCGCGCAGGUAGUCAAAUUUACCGUCCCGCUGAUUGGCUGAUACCGAAUAUUUAAUUCUGCGUACCAAAAAUCAUGAAGUUCGAGAAGUCAUAAAGUUUGAAUCGGACUGUACCUUUUAUGAAAAUUGAUCUUUAUUUUUCAGUUUAUAUAAAUGAGAAUUUAGUAUAAUGCAGAUGAGAUGUUUUUUUAUACCAAUGUGUUGAUAUCCAAAGUUAUAAAAAUGGAUAAACAUUGCAAAUAGUAUUAUAUUUUAAGAUUUAAA
This is a messenger RNA of Pararge aegeria (speckled wood butterfly), 1432 nucleotides long. Its product is annotated as ribonuclease H2 subunit A. Gene Ontology annotation, cellular component: ribonuclease H2 complex. Bases 184 to 1116 code for a protein of 310 amino acids. The record is from RefSeq and is a predicted model, not a curated record. Gene Ontology annotation, molecular function: RNA-DNA hybrid ribonuclease activity; RNA binding. Lineage: Eukaryota; Metazoa; Arthropoda; Insecta; Lepidoptera; Nymphalidae. The transcript has 5 exons. Gene Ontology annotation, biological process: mismatch repair; DNA replication, removal of RNA primer.